UAGCAAUAACCCAAAAAAUAAACAAUACUUAAACAUUGUCUUAACGAAGUUCAUAGAUAUCAUCAACUGCGCAAUUAACUUGCAUGGUAUCACGUACGGCGAUUGAAUUGGGAGAAGUGGACUGUACCUUUAGUUAAUAAUACGGAAUAUGGCGUCACUGCAAUCCAAAGAAUUGCGCAAUCGCCAAGACCGGGGUCAUCAAUAAUCGGUCUAAGUCGGAUCGGAAAAUUUUGAAUUACUGUUCAAUUAAUGGGGCAUUUCGAAUGAGAUUGAUCUACAGAUUUCAUCCAAGUCCAGGUAAAUCAGAUCCUACCGGUUGUCAUCUAACUGCUGUGUCAUCGCGUACUAGAUCCUGUCCUCGCACAAGCGUCAAUCAGACGAGACAGUGCCCGAUAUCCUUGAACAUCAUCCCUUCCAACGCGAGAAAGCUUUCUGCUAGGCAUUCAAUUUCACGCACUAGUUAACAAUGGCAAAUUCUCCUCAUGGCGGGAUCCUGAAAGAUCUCAUUGCGCGAGACGCACCACGUCGCGAGGAAUUGUACCGGGAAGCUGAGACUCUGCCAGCUAUUACGUUGACAGAGCGGCAAUUAUGUGACCUCGAGCUGAUCCUCAACGGAGGGUUCUCUCCUCUAGAGGGUUUCAUGUCCGAAAAAGACUACAAUGGUGUUGUGGAAAACCUUCGAUUGACGGACGGCAAUCUUUUCAGCAUGCCAAUUACUCUGGAUCUUACCCAGAAGACCAUUGAAGACCUGGGCAUCAAGUCAGGGGCUAGAUUAGCUCUACGGGACUUCCGUGAUGACCGCAAUUUGGCCAUCAUCACUGUCGAAGACGUCUACAAGCCUGACAAGGACCGAGAGGCCAAGCUGGUGUUUGGCGGUGAUCCGGAGCACCCUGCGAUCAAGUAUCUUCUCAACAGCGCAGAAGAAUACUAUGUUGGAGGCAAGAUUGAUGCUAUUGACCGCCUCAUGCAUUACGACUAUGUAGAUCUCCGCUACAGCCCAGCAGAACUCCGUCUUCACUUCGACAAGCUCGGAUGGGGACGUGUGGUUGCCUUCCAGACCCGAAACCCGAUGCAUCGCGCUCAUCGAGAGCUCACCGUUCGGGCUGCCCGAGCUCGACAGGCCAAUGUGCUGAUUCAUCCCGUCGUGGGGUUGACCAAGCCCGGUGACAUUGACCAUUUUACGCGGGUGCGCGUUUACCAGGCUCUUCUGCCUCGGUAUCCCAAUGGAAUGGCCGUCCUCGGUCUUCUCCCGCUUGCUAUGCGUAUGGGAGGGCCGCGGGAAGCCAUCUGGCACGCCAUUAUCCGGAAGAAUCAUGGAGCUACACAUUUUAUCGUUGGUCGCGACCAUGCGGGACCGGGGAAAAACAGCAAGGGCGUCGAUUUCUACGGCCCCUAUGACGCUCAAGAAGCCGUGGAGAAAUACCGCGAUGAACUCGGAAUUGAGGUUGUACCGUUCCAGCAGAUGACAUAUCUGCCGGACAGCGACGAGUACAAGCCGCGGGAUGAGGUCGAGGCGGGCGUCCGCACCUUGGAUAUUAGUGGAACUGAACUCCGUCGUCGACUCCGUACCGGUGUAGAUAUUCCGGACUGGUUCUCAUACCCAGAAGUCGUCAAGGUGCUUCGAGAAUCCCAUCCACCCCGCGCGAAGCAGGGUUUCUGUGUCUUCCUGACCGGCUUCCAAAACAGCGGCAAAGAUGCCAUUGCUCGCGCACUGAACGUCACCCUAAACCAACAAGGCGGUCGGGCUGUCAGUCUUCUCCUAGGAGAAACCGUCCGACACGAACUGAGCUCAGAACUGGGAUACACUAGAGAAGAUCGCGACAAGAACAUCGGUCGUAUCGCCUUUGUCGCUUCCGAGCUCACAAAAUCCGGUUCCGCGGUCAUUGCCGCUCCAAUCGCUCCAUUCGAAACGGCCAGGAAACAGGCACGAGAGCUGGUUGAGAAGCACGGCUCUUUCUACCUGGUUCAUGUGGCAACGAGCUUGGAGUUCUGCGAGAAGACUGACAAGCGAGGCAUUUAUGAGAAGGCAAGGAGAGGGGAGAUCAAGGGGUUCACUGGCGUUGACGAUCCGUACGAGGUUCCUACGAAAGCGGAUUUGGUGGUCGAUGCCGAAAAGACGAACGUCAGGACUAUUGUUCAUCAGAUUGUGCUCUUGUUGGAAGCCGAAGGAUUGCUUGACCAGUUCUAGGGGGACGAAGAACUGGCGGAUGAUGGAAAGUGAUGUGGGAAAUAUACUAGGUUCUAUGUGACGUCGAAAGUUAUGGCGAGCUGUCAUUAUCGCUUGUUGGCGACUUGAUAUA
This is a messenger RNA of Eremomyces bilateralis CBS 781.70, 2300 nucleotides long. Its product is annotated as ATP-sulfurylase. The record is from RefSeq and is a predicted model, not a curated record. NCBI's taxonomy places the organism in Eukaryota, Fungi, Ascomycota, Dothideomycetes, Eremomycetales, Eremomycetaceae. The coding region runs from base 467 to 2188 and encodes 573 amino acids. The transcript has 6 exons. Gene Ontology annotation, biological process: sulfur amino acid metabolic process. Gene Ontology annotation, cellular component: cytoplasm. Gene Ontology annotation, molecular function: ATP binding; sulfate adenylyltransferase (ATP) activity; adenylylsulfate kinase activity.